Molecule: messenger RNA, 1922 nt
Organism: Drosophila navojoa
Lineage: Eukaryota; Metazoa; Arthropoda; Insecta; Diptera; Drosophilidae
Source: RefSeq, a predicted model, not a curated record
AAUAUUUGCAAAUUCUUUUAGACAUUUUUACCAUUUGUUUAAUCUUAAGUCGUUUCGAUUCGAAACCAGUUUGUUAACGUGAACAAUAUGAAUAAUCUUCCAGGAUUCAGCUCGUUUCGUAUGCUGCCCUUCGGAGCACUAGGCCGCUGGAGGCGUGGAUUGUCCAAAACAAUCAACACCCAGGGCGUUGGCCAGAGUCCAGUUUCCGCUAUAUUGAGCACCUAUCAAUCUGUGUGUUCUCGCCUGAUGAGGAAGAUGUCGGUGGCCAUGAUACGUCGGCGCUCAAACCUGAGCUUCUUGGAGAAGCGACCCAUUGAUGUACAGAGCAAUGCAGCAGUUGGCUAUGCACGACUGCCGGUCACAAUGCGGUACUACCCAAAGACGCGCACCCAGAAGCGCAGCAACUUCGACUAUUUCCCAUUGAUGAUGCCCACAUCGAAUGUGUGGGCCAGUUUCCUUGCGCAGCGCACCUAUGCGACACUGGGCGAGAGAUUUGACAGAACCAAAGCAGUGAAACGUCCGAAAACAUUGAUGGAUCGGCCAUUGGUGCCGACGCUGGAAUUCCAGCAACCCGAAAGCGAAACGAAUGAGGGAGCGGCCCUUCCGGAGGAGUCCGUCAUGCCGGUAAACAAAAUGAGCCACGUGCUGAAGUUUUUGCGCGAGAAUGCGAAGUCAAAUGGCAAGAGAGAAGAGAAAUCAGAAAAAUUACAGACACCUACGUUACCCAUAAUGCAUAUACUUGAUAAGAAGUAUCAAUUGGCGAGGACGCACACAGCGCACAGCUCUUCGCCGGCCACCCGACCCCUGCAGCCGGGUGCACUAGCAAAGCCCAGUGCACGCCCACAAAGCGGAAGCGUCAAAUAUCCGCUGUUGCAAAAGCUCUCAGCACCCGAGAUGUCCUCUCUGAAAGCAACCAACAAUGCGUCCAAGUAUCUGGAAACGUAUGAGACGCGCCUGAGGGCGUUACGUCAGUCGCAGCCACUGAAACUGAAACUGCCGGAGGCACUGCAAGACGAUAGCUUGCCCCUGAAAACGCCCACAGUCAAGAGGAACCAGCUGAACUACCGCAGCACAUACAAGCCACGUUUUAAGCCAAGCUCAGGCUCUCACUCGCCCAACGCUAUGCACAUGCCGGGCAUCAAAGCGUACAAGAGAUCGAUGCCGCACAGGAGCACGCGCACGAGUAAGAAGUACAAGUAUCCAAUGAAGCCGCAUAGCGAGCAGGCUCACCAGAAUGCGGACGGUGAACAUAAGGAACGGGAUGACCUGAACAAUUUGCUGGGCGAUCUUUUGAAUCAGAGUUCGUCCAAGCAGCAAGUUGAGGCGAUCGAGUUCAAUAAGACGGCGCCGCUAUUCAAGCUGGUCACCACCAGCAUGGAAGGGCGCAGCAAAUUGCAUACUCGAGCCUUUGAGAAGCAGCUGGAGACGCCACCGCUAUACCGGGGUCCGCCAGUUAGGCAACGCAACCAAUCGACGGGCGUUACUCGCCGUGCCAUUAAAUUGGGCCAGAAGGCGGCGGUGCGAGCCAAAUCGAUCAUGGAGAACAGGCUGAGCUUGCUGCUGAAAGCCGACAAGCAGUACCAGGACGAGGAGGAUGACGACGAGGACAAUGAAGAAUAUCACUAGGGCCUGGCGGUAGUAACAGCUAUGCCCCAUAAGCAUAAUUCAUGAUGUGAGACUUAUGCGCAGUGUGAUGCAGUGUGUCAAAUCCCAGCCAAGAAAUCUAAUGUUAAUCUCUAUCUCCAAACGGAUCUCAGCACCCUAUCGUUAUUCAUCAACAUAUGUAUGUAUGUAGUAUGUAUGUACGUUCGCCAUGCCAAAAAUUCCGGUUAUACACAUAUUGAACAGGAUAUACCAUGCCAGUGAAUGUAACGUAUCCAAUCUUCUCGGAUGUACCCUCAAAUUUGUCGCGAAUUCGAAAU